This is a messenger RNA of Brassica napus (rape), 1982 nucleotides long. RefSeq names its product putative F-box protein At4g10190. Lineage: Eukaryota; Viridiplantae; Streptophyta; Magnoliopsida; Brassicales; Brassicaceae. The record is from RefSeq and is a predicted model, not a curated record. Gene Ontology annotation, molecular function: protein binding. Bases 762 to 1982 code for a protein of 406 amino acids. The transcript has a single exon.
AACAAAAUGAUGCAAUUUAAAUUGUAUAUUAACAUUGACAGACCAAUAUGAUGAAAAAGUUGUAAAAUAUUUUAUUUUUAGUAUUUCUGUUUUUAUUAUGUCGAAGAACUUUUACUCAGUUAGUAUAUGCCCAACUUUACUUAAUAAUAAAUCAAGUUAUAAAAUGAUUAGAUCACCAUGUUGAAACAUCACUAUAAUUUUAAAUAGUAUGACCCAGUUUCAGUUAGUUUUAAUUUUGAAUUCUUUAUUGGCUUUGUUGAGUAUGAAUGUAUGAUUUAUAUAGCCACUGUAGAGAGAAACAAUCCAACGACCAAAACAAAACAAAAAAAUCCUACGACCAAAUGCCUUGAUGAAGCUUAAAUAGUCGUUGAACCAACUACGACAAUUGUGUGAUAUACGCAAGCUACAACCAUUUUAUAAAUAUUUGUACGAUAGUUUUAUGAUGAAUAUAUAUAUAUGUCAGUCAGUGACUGUUAUUCAUCAUCAAACCAUCGUACCCGUAUUUAUUCAAAUGAGAAUCGGCUAGAUAAACAUGAAUAAAGAUCUACACUAGGUAAAUGAGAAUCUGUGAUAUAUAUGUAACAUGAAUCGGCUAGAUAAAUGAGAAUCUGUGAUAUAUAUAUGUAUCAUUAUCUAAACUUAUAACUUGACAUUAUCCUAAUAAUACAAACACAACGCUCACUAGGUUUUCUGCAACCGAUUUGAAAGUUCUGAGCCACGGUCUCAUCUCCAAGUUAUCUGAAAACCCUGUGCUUAAAGAUAUGAUGAGGAUGAUGAGACUCUGGUUAAAUAUGAUGACGAGGUGGGGAAGAUCAGUGAUGGCAGUAACAGAAAAUAAUAGGACAGUGUAUCUUCCCGAGGACAUGCUUGUGGAGAUACUCUCCAGAGUUCCAGAGGCUUCUCUGGCACGGUUCCGAUCCACCUCAAAAGGAUGGAACGCUCUUAUCAAAAAAGAAAGGAAACUUGACUACAAGUCUCUUGUUGUCAUAUUAAUUGAUCGUAGGGUUUAUUUAGCUAGGCUUGAUCUGCACGGCAUUCAAGACGACAACGUUGUCAAUCUAAUAAGUCAUUUCAGCCUCAAUGAUCCUCUUUCCACUUCUUCGAAAGAAGUUGGUAUACGCCAGGUCUUCCACUGCGACGGCCUACUGCUAUGCACCACCAUGGACAAUAGAUUGGUGGUUUGGAAUCCAUGUUCAGGGGAAACCAGUAGGAUGAUCAAACCGUUAAAUUCCUACUCUCGGUAUGACACCUACGCUCUCGGUAAAUCCUCGAACAACAAGUACAAAAUCUUGAGAGUGCAUCAUCAUGGACCUGGUUACUUGGAACCAUGCCUUGUUGAUUACGAAAUCUAUGACUUCACAUCUAAUUCGUGGAGGGUAGUUGGUAAGACUAGAGAGUGGUCCAUUCCACAUAUGUGGCGAGGUGGAACGUCUGUGAAUGGAAAUACUUACUGGCUUACUUUUACUUUUAGGCAAAACGGUCCAAGGUCGAGGGAUACGUUACGAUGUUUUGAUUUUUCAACAGAGAGGUUUGGACCUGUGUCUCUUCCGGGUGAUCCUCGUUCUUAUUAUGUCUUUGCUUUAUCAGUGACUAGAGAAGAGCAAAAACUUUGUCUCUUAACUUCUUCUCGUGAUGAGGUAUACGAUAUAGAUGUAUGGAUAGGAACUAAGAUUAAAAGUACCGGAGACAUGUCAUGGAGUAAACUCCUAACAGUGGAACGAACCCAACGCUGCCAGUUCAUUACGCUUCGUACUGGGAUGAGUUUCUUGGCCGAUCGGGAGAAUAAAGUUUUAGUGCAUCCCACUAAAUAUAAGAUCUCUAGUAACUGCUUAUUACACAUUUUGGGAGAGGAUAAAUACAGACAAGUGGACCUUCAUGAUGUAGGAUUUAAAUGCUCACUUCCUGUCCAGUAUGGUCCAACUUUGGUUCAAAUCCAACAAGGUUCUUUGGGGGUAGGCACAUGGAAAGCACCAAUAACGUGA